AUGUCAUCGCAUGCAGGACAAUCAUUUGGAACAAAUUCACCUCCACUCGAUGCAACCGGCCAGGAUAAGCCAAUGGGCGUGUCGAGUAUCAAUGGGGACAAGCCUGCCUCACCGGUGCCUGAUGUCGAGCAACGACAAGGAUACUUUAAGGGCGUAGAGACAGGGAAAGAGAACGGCGACCAGGUUGGGGCAGGCGCACCUUCGAAGGCUAAGCAGUGA
Postia placenta MAD-698-R-SB12 is the source of this 219-nucleotide messenger RNA. RefSeq lists its product as hypothetical. The record is from RefSeq and is a predicted model, not a curated record. Lineage: Eukaryota; Fungi; Basidiomycota; Agaricomycetes; Polyporales; Adustoporiaceae. Bases 1 to 219 code for a protein of 72 amino acids. The transcript is spliced from 3 exons.